AUCGAGGUGGAAGAAAGAGAUUAACGACAGCUAGUGGCGGUACAGAUUCAGGAAGGUGACGUUUGUGCUUUUCUUUACAACAAAAAAAAACAGAGUAGAUCUCGGUGAUCGAGUAAAAGGAGCAGUUUUCCUGCCGGUUCAGUUAUUUACACAUCUGUCUAGUUCGGAGACUUAGGGAUGAACUGAAAAUGAACGUCAACCAGCAACCUCACAUGGCCUCUCCUUACGGACAGCCGCAGUCUGGCUACCAGGGCAACCCACACUCCGGUUAUGGGGGUCAGCAAUUGCCCGGGGGUUAUGUGGGCCCGUAUGCUCCGUACAACGGACCUGCGUCUAAUUACCAAACAGGCCCACCUCAAGGAUAUUCUUCUUAUGCAAGCUUUCCUUCUAAGGCUCUUGCAGCAAACUUAGUCUCUGACCUGUCCUCUUCCUCUCCUCUUGACUUGGGUAUGAGAGGACCCCCCACCUCCGGUGCACCCCCGGUGUCUGCAGCUCAGCCGUAUUCACAGUUUGGGCAGAGUGACGUACAGAAUGGCCCACCAUCUAUGGGUGCCCCUCCACAAAGGCCAUCUGCGUCUCAGCCGUACACUCAAGGAUCAGUUAGCUUGUCAGGUCCUCAGCCUGCAUACCCCCAGCAGUUUGGAGCACCACCCACCAGUAUGCAGCAGGUGACCAAUCAGAUGGCAGGCAUGCAGGUUGGGUCCACUGUACCCUCCUCAGCUGGCCCGGGCUACGCUCUACCUGCCAUCUCCCAGGCUCCUGUUCCAGCUCCUCCAUCCUCUUUUGCUCCCACGGCUCCUGUCCCCACUCGGCCCCCGCCUACCUCGGGUCCACCACAUACACCAGCUCAGUCAUAUUACGGAGCUCCUCCUGCUCGUCAACCAUUCCCAGCUACAGCCCCACCUUUCUCGUCUGCACCAGGUCCUACCCAGCUCCCUCCUCCACCCUUGGCUUCACAGCAGACUUUCAGUCAGGCCUCUCCUCUUUCACAGCCUCAGUUUUCAUCAGCCCCACCUACAGGCCCUGCUGCAUUGUAUGGAGGCCCACCUCCACCAGUGCAGGCCACUCACUCUAGAGCACCCCUUCCCACUUCCCAGCCUUCAGCUUUCUCUGGAGGGCCUCCACCGAGCUCUGCACCAUCCCAGUACUCAGCAACCAUACCCCCUGCAUCACAGCCUUCUCCAUUCCACUCAGGUCCUCCUCCACCCACCACUGCUGCUGGAUUUCCACCCCAAGCAGGUGCACCUCCUAGGCCUCCACACUCAGGCAUGCAGGGGCCUCCUAUGGCCUCCCAGGGGCCUCCUAUGGCCUCCCAGGGGCCUCCUAUGUCCCAAGUGAACCAUGUGACCCCUCCACAACCCGGGAUGUUGCAUGGACCCACCACUCCCGGAAUGGCACCGCCACAGCCAGGGAUGCAGGGUUAUCCACCUCAGCAGAACGGUGCUUUUGGGCAAGUGAGAGCUCCUCAGCCUGCCUAUGGUGGACCAUAUUCUGGGCAGCAAGGCUACGGAGCUCAGCCGUCUGCACAAGCCCCUCCUCCUGCAGCGAAGAGACUUGACCCGGACUCCAUUCCCAGCCCGAUUCAGGUGAUUGAGGAUGACAAGGCAAACAAAAGCAAUGAGCCUUUUGUCACUGGGGUCAGAGGUCAAGCCCCACCCCUCGUCACUACCAACUUCCAUGUUAAAGAUCAAGGGAAUGCGAGUCCACGUUUCAUCCGUUGCACAGCCUAUAACAUGCCAUGUACCUCAGACAUGGCCAAACAGUCCCAGGUGCCGCUGGCUGCAGUUAUCAAACCGCUGGCUACUCUGCCUCCAGAUGAGAAUCCUCCUUAUAUAGUGGAUCAUGGGGAAAGCGGUCCUAUUCGCUGUAAUCGCUGUAAGGCUUACAUGUGUCCCUACAUGCAGUUCAUAGAAGGGGGAAGACGCUUCCAGUGUAGCUUCUGCAACUGUGUCACGGAAGUGCCUCCCCAUUAUUUCCAGCAUCUGGACCACACAGGGAAGCGUGUAGACUGCUACGACCGACCCGAGCUGUCCCUGGGCAGCUACGAAUUUGUAGCCACAGUGGAUUAUUGUAAGAACAACAAGAUUCCUCAGCCUCCAGCCUUCAUCUUCUUAAUUGAUGUGUCAUACAAUGCUGUGAAAAGUGGCAUGGUGAGGAUUGUAUGUCAGGAGCUUAAGAGCCUGUUGGACUAUUUGCCCAGAGAGAACCCUGAUAUGGAUUCCAAUAUACGAGUAGGCUUUGUAACCUACAACAAAGUGCUGCACUUCUAUAAUGUAAAGGCUUCUCUGGCCCAACCUCAGAUGAUGGUGGUCUCAGAUGUGGCAGACAUGUUUGUACCCUUGUUGGAUGGAUUCCUUGUCAAUGUCUCCGAGUCCAGGGUUGUCAUUGAGAGUUUGCUGGAUCAGAUCCCCGAGAUGUUUGCUGACACACGAGAGACGGAGACAGUGUUUGGCCCUGUUAUCCAAGCUGGACUGGAAGCGCUUAAGGCUGCAGACUGUGUUGGAAAGCUGUUUGUCUUCCAUACCUCUUUGCCCAUCGCUGAAGCUCCAGGCAAGCUGAAGAACAGGGAAGACAAAAAACUGGUGGGCACAGACAAAGAAAAGACAUUAUUCCAGCCCCAAGUGAGCUUCUAUGCUAACCUGGUGAAAGAUUGUGUGGCACAGGGCUGUUGUGUGGAUCUCUUCCUGUUCCCUAAUCAGUAUGUAGACCUGGCAACAUUAGGGGUGGUACCCACUUCAACUGGAGGUUCCAUCUACAAAUACACCUAUUUCCAGGCCCAGUCUGACCAGGAGCGGUUUCUGAACGAUCUAAGGAACGAUGUGCAGAAGCAGGUGGGCUUUGAUGCGGUGAUGAGGGUCCGCACAAGCACUGGUAUCCGGGCCACAGACUUUUUAGGUUCAUUCUACAUGAGCAACACCACAGAUGUCGAGCUGGCGUGUCUGGACUGUGACAAAACCAUCACAGUGGAGUUCAAACAUGACGACAAGCUCAGUGAGGAGACUGGCGCACUCAUCCAGUGUGCUGUACUAUACACCAGCUGUGGUGGUCAACGGCGACUGCGGAUCCAUAACAUGGCAGUGAACUGCUGUGCACAACUGGCUGACUUGUACAGAAACUGUGAAACAGACACCAUCAUCAACUUCUUUGCUAAGUAUGCAUACCGCAGUGUACUGAACAACCCUACCAAGAAUGUUCGAGACAGUCUGGUGAACCAGUGUGCCCAGAUCCUGGCCUGCUAUCGCAAGAAUUGUGCUAGCCCAUCUUCAGCUGGACAGCUGAUCCUCCCAGAGUGCAUGAAGCUACUUCCUGUGUAUCUCAACUGUGUACUGAAGAGUGACGUUCUGCACCCUGGAGCAGACGUCUCCUUGGAUGAUCGCGCGUAUCUGAGACAGCUGGUCAGCGCCAUGGAUGUGGCAGAGAGCCAUGUGUUCUUUUACCCACGGCUGCUUCCAGUGCACAAGUUGGAUGUGGAGAGUGAUGCUCUGCCUGUGGCAGUCAGGGACUCUGAAGAGAGACUGUCUAAAGGGGGCAUUUACCUCCUGGAGACUGGCCUGAACCUUUUCCUUUGGGUGGGAGUCAACACCCAGCAGGAGCUUCUCCAGAACAUCUUUGGCACCCCUGCUUUCAGCCAGAUCGAUCCUAACAUGACGUCUUUGCCGAUGUUGGAUAAUCCAUACUCGAAGAGGCUGCGGGAGAUUAUUGAGUCUUUCCGCACACAGCGCUCUCGCUACAUGAAGCUGGUGGUGGUGAAGCAGGAAGACAAACUUGAGCUCAUCUUUAAGCAUUUCCUUGUGGAGGACAAAAACAACAGCGGUGGGGCCUCUUAUGUGGACUUCUUGUGUCAUAUGCACAAGGAGAUUCGCACACUUCUGAGCUAGGAGAGCUCCCUUUGCCCUUUUUAUCUGACAAACAAGUUCUGUCCUCCUGUCAUUUCCCCUCCUCUAAUGUAAUGUUCUAUAAAGUGCAGGAGGAAAAUCAGUUUCUCUCCAUGUGCUGUCACAUUCUGGUGUCUAUCUGUGAUUUGGUUUGGGGGGGGAGUUGCGAGGUGUGUGUUUGUGUGUGAGAGAGAGUGAGUGAGUGUGUGAAUUAGAGAGAAUGUUGGUGUGCAUGAAUCGGCAUAUGUAUGAGGGAUGCUAUUGAUAUUUCCCACCACUUCCUGAUAUAGUAACAGAUUAUCCAGCGCAGCUGCUGUAAGGAUCACUUUAUUCUGAACAAACACUUAAGUGCAGAAUUAACAAUGUGUUAAUUACACUGCAGGAUAAUAGGCUUUAAAAGUGUGUGCAUGUGUGUGGACUGUGAGUGCGGGAACACUGGCACUGUAGGCGGUAGUAGACGGCAUUAAUUAUUGAGCCCGAUUUUCUGAGAAAGAUCCCGACAAGUAGAAACGAACGUUUAUUUUUUUUCCUCUUCCAAAUAACUUAUUGUUUCUUCAUGUAAUUUUUGCAGUCGUGGAUGUUUUGUUCAGUUAGUCCUCGUGUUUCAUUUUCAACCAUGGCCUUACUGACCCAUCUCUCCAUUUCUCACCCGUUUUCUGCUAGUCUUCGUGGGGUUUUGUUAUCAUUUAUUGUCAUCGUUAUUGGUUUUUAAAAGUGUGCAGGAACCCUUUGACUGAUGGAUUAUAUGGGAAGCAGUGUUUUUAAGUGUGCUUUUCACUGUCCAUACAUCUAACUCUUCAGAUAUAACACUCGCUCUAAAAUUCUAUGCAUCAGAUUAGCUCUGGAUGGAGGAACAUGUAACCAAACAAGCCUAAUAUUGAAGUUACGAGGGAACAGGAUGCGUGCUGAGUUAACUGGGCAUGCCUGAAGCUGUGUUACAGUGUGAGCAUUUGAGAACGGAUGAAGAAUUCUCCUAUUGUGGAGAGGGUAUGGGACCUAUCAGAAAGCACUCUGACUGGGCCGGAUGAUGUAGUUCAGAUUAGCCAGCUGGACGGGAGUUUAUGCAGUCGAGCUCUUCUUAAUGAGAAUGGAGACUGUAGUCCAGAUGGCAGCCAUCUUCAAAGGAAGCUUCAGUUCCUGGGCUUAUAUUACAGGAACAGCUACUUGUACUGUUUCUAAUGUCUCCAGAUUUUCUGUUUGUUACUCUUUUUUUUUUUUUCUUUCUUUUUUCUUUCACUGUAUGAUCAAGUGCUAACCUGUACCAUGAAUCAUUAUAUAUCAUUUUACAAUCCAAUAUUCAUUUCUAAAUGUUUUGAGGGUUAGAAUCCUGGAGCAGGCAGAGUCAGGCGCAGACCUCGGCGCUGGGUUCUUGUCUGCCCUGGUCUUGUCUUUCUAGUGAAAAAAAACAAACAACAAACCUUUGUACAGUGAAAGCAUACGGCAAGAGUAACGUGAAAAGUUUAGAACUGCCGAUUUCUAACCGUUUUGAAGCAUGUGCAGGAUUGUGACCUGAAAAGCAAUCAACACUGAAUACCUUGUCAUCACAUGUAUUUACAUGUACAGAAUUAAAAAUCACAUUUUAAACAUGAUGCUCAGUUAGUGUGCUUUGUUGGAUAUAUACAGCAAUGAAAACCUGCCCGUCAUACCUACAGACUUAGAAAGGAAGUGUUGCAUCAUCACAGACUUCUCUCUUUCUGUCUUUCUUUCAUUUCUCUUGGUUUUCUUUUUUUUUAUGAUUGUUUGCCCAAGUACAGCCUCCAGAGUUCCUCUCAAAGCACUGAUGAAGCGAGAGCUGGAGUGUCUGAAUGUUCAUCCUACUGUAAUCUUAACAGUGUUUAUAUAAAGAUUGGUCCUAAUGAAAUUCCUCAGAGAAAGGAGGGAUCUACCUUUAAUAACUGCCCUUUUUUAGAUUUUUUUUUUUGCCCUUUUCAUUUCUUUUGUAUCUGACUUUUUCCCACUCAUAUCCUAACCCGACAAUCUGUGUUUGUGUAAGUUUAGAAUUCAUGACUCAUGUCUUAUCUUUGCCACCUAACUGCAAAAUAAAUAUCUAAAUCAAGUUGUUGGUUGACUCUUCCACGUUGAUUUAAAUAAUCAGGACAUCUGGAAGCAGCCUGGUGUUGGUUAUACCUCAUGUAUCAUUGCUUCUGAGCUCACUUUUUCUUUAUAUAUCGUUUCUUUAUUUCAUAGGUUCCCUGCAUGUUCUUGCUGUCCGUCAGCUAAUUAACAGCACUUCCUGAGUUUACAGUACAUUGGUGUGUUAGGGUACGAGAAAGACACCAAAAUAUGCAGGACAACGGGUACUCCAGAAACCUG
This is a messenger RNA of Ictalurus furcatus (blue catfish), 6188 nucleotides long. It is a transcript of the gene sec24c, whose product is annotated as SEC24 homolog C, COPII coat complex component. Gene Ontology annotation, molecular function: zinc ion binding; SNARE binding. The transcript is spliced from 24 exons. Gene Ontology annotation, biological process: endoplasmic reticulum to Golgi vesicle-mediated transport; COPII-coated vesicle cargo loading; intracellular protein transport. NCBI's taxonomy places the organism in Eukaryota, Metazoa, Chordata, Actinopteri, Siluriformes, Ictaluridae. The record is from RefSeq and is a predicted model, not a curated record. Gene Ontology annotation, cellular component: endoplasmic reticulum exit site; COPII vesicle coat. Bases 189 to 3878 code for a protein of 1229 amino acids.